ACAGUUUUCUUUAACAGGCAUCGAGUUUUUAUCAAAACUUUAGUGUAUCUUGCGUUUAGUCUUAGAUCUGAAAAGAUGUCUUCAAAGAAAGGAAAAUGGAAGGAUUCAGCUCAACAGGCAAGGCGGCUGUCACAGACUUCGUCUUCAAAUUUAACAAGAAAAGGAAGCUUGAUCGAAGAAGAAACUUCUGCAAAAGAACUUGAAGAAUAUUUAGAGACAUUAAAAAAAAAAUCUGGAAUCAGAUCUCUUUGGAGAGGAAACAGUUUCGAUAAAGUGGUCCGCGAUGAUGAAGACAAAACUCCAGACAUCUCGAUCUCCAGUAUGGAAGACGAGGAAUUGGAUGAAAGACUUCCAUCAGAAAAGGCAGAUGAUGAUGACGAUGAUGAUGAUUUUAAAGUUAAUGUUCAGAUGUUCUCACCAUCUCCGUCACCAACAAAUCCAGACACAUCUGAUGGCUCCAUAAACCCUAUGAAAGGAUUACAAAUGGCAGAAUUUGCCUUCAGUGAUGAUGGGCAAUCAGAAAAAAUGCAAGCAAAUAACAAACUGGAAGACAAGAUAAAAAGUUUAAUUGUCUCUGACAAAGACAUACGAUCUGUUGUUAAUGAUCUUUCUGAACCAGCUGAAGUUUUGACUGAAGAUGAAGUUGAAGAAGAAAUAGAGGAAGAUGUGGUUGAUGUUGUCGAUGGAAAAAAUGACAAAAUCACAGACAGGCAAGAAAGUUCUCCUCCUAGAACUUUGAGCGAUGUUGAAAAUCAAACGACAAGAAAAAGAGAAAAGACUAGGACAAAAUCGCAAAAUUCAUAUACAAGUGAUUUUUCAUCUUUAAGUGAGAUAGAGACACACAAUGAGCGUUCACAUUCACAAACUCAAAAUGACUCAAAGGGCUCAAGGUCAUCAAGAAGGUCAAGGUCAUUUCAAAGUUCAAGGUCAUCAGAAAAAUCAAGGUCAUCACACAGUUCCAGGUCCUCGCAAAGUGCAAGGUCAUCAAGGAGUUCAAGGUCAACAAAACACUCAAGGUCAAGUGACAAUUCAAGGUCAAAACAAAGUAUUUCAGAAUACAGCAAUAGCAAGGGAAAGGACAGCCGCAACAGAUACAGGUGUGAUGUGGGAGUUCAAACAUUACCUCCAACAGAACAGUUUACUGUGCCACCAGCUCUUGGUGUUGGCAUGGCAACAAGUGGCCCACGGCUUGGAAUGCAAUAUGUGGACCCCACACCUAUAGCAACUCAUACAGUAUCACCAGAAGCCAUGGAAGCCAUGACUGCUUAUAACCCGGCCAUUGUGGCGUUAAAUAACAUGCUGCGAGAGCAAAUCCGUCUGGUGGAGCAGUUUGUGGAGAUAAAUCAGAGAAUGUACGAGUCUUAUUCUACAGGGGUCAAUAGCAACUACCGAUACACCACGCUCGAGGACACGCAACAGUUUAUAAGAAAGAACCGACCGAAAGUUGUGUCCUACGAAGAGGCAUUGAAACAAGUAAAAGAAGAAGAGAGAUAUUGACAAUACUCCUCUAAAAAACAAAACUAAUGGCAAUUUAAUUACCUUUCCUACUUUCCUAUUCGAGAGAGUCAGCCCUCAUCCCCCUCCCCCAGGGAGGAAAGCCCGUGUUUCAUUUUAUUCCAUCUUUCUUUUCUUUGCAUCGUGAUUGGUUCAGAAAUACUCGUGCCAACACUGGCAACCAAUCAGAUUCAAAGUUAACACCAAUUGCAACAUGGUUACACGCGUUUCUUCGCGCUUGAGACAUUUUGUCUGUUUUAACUUUGAGCUUUUAUUGUCUCCUCUUAACAUUUUCCUUUCGUUUGAUCAGUCGUUGUGAUCACUUUGGUUUUUAUUUGCGACAUUCAAUCGAAAGAUGCUCUCAAUAAUUCCUCGAAAUAUGUAGACUAGAUUUUCAAGGUGCGUGAAACCCCAAGCAUCUUCAUCUCGACGAUGCUUUCUUAUGGUGCAAGGCACCCUGUGACACGACUGUACAGCAAUAAAAAAAAUUAAUUUUCCAUCCA
Messenger RNA from Pocillopora damicornis (cauliflower coral), 1997 nucleotides. RefSeq lists its product as uncharacterized. The record is from RefSeq and is a predicted model, not a curated record. Lineage: Eukaryota; Metazoa; Cnidaria; Anthozoa; Scleractinia; Pocilloporidae.